Messenger RNA from Salpingoeca rosetta, 1795 nucleotides. RefSeq lists its product as uncharacterized. NCBI's taxonomy places the organism in Eukaryota, Choanoflagellata, Craspedida, Salpingoecidae. Gene Ontology annotation, cellular component: COPII vesicle coat; endoplasmic reticulum exit site. Gene Ontology annotation, molecular function: zinc ion binding; SNARE binding. Gene Ontology annotation, biological process: endoplasmic reticulum to Golgi vesicle-mediated transport; intracellular protein transport; COPII-coated vesicle cargo loading. The transcript has 13 exons. The record is from RefSeq and is a predicted model, not a curated record. The coding region runs from base 80 to 1510 and encodes 476 amino acids.
UGUGCCGAUAAGUAGCUGAAGAUUUUCGCGAAACGUCAACAAAGGCCAAACACAAACAACGAAGAAGACAGCAGAGACGAUGGAGGACGACGAUGCAAUGGCUGUCCGCGGCGCUGGUGCUGGUGCGCCCAUGGUGACCUUUGGUUCGCGGUUUGUGCACAUGAAGGAAGCUGUACAGGAGGAUGAACGCACACGCACAGCCCACGACAGCAUGCGCGCCCUUCGCGUUCAAGGGGAUCAUGUGGACUACGACAAUGUCCAGCAAACACACGUCUAUGGACCACUGCCGACACAUGGCAUCCCCGAAGAGGAGAGCGACGAGGGCAUGACCGUGGACACAAACUUCCUCGUUGUGCGGCCGGCCCAGAUUGUCAGCGAUCCGCAAGCCCACAAGGCCACCAAGGACCAAACUGUCCAAUGCAGCAAUUGCGGUGCAUAUGCCAACGAGUUCUCGCAGCUGGAGGGAUCAGCCUGGCGCUGUGAAUUCUGCCGCAAGGACAAUGUCGUGAAGAAGCACAAGGCGUUGAAGAAACUGGCUGGACACUCAACCGUCGAGUAUACGCUCUCGGGCCCUACCAUCAAGAAGCGCCCAAAAGCACCGCUCUAUGUGUUCUGCAUUGACAUCAGUGGAAGCAUGGGCGUCACGUCAACGGUGCGGGAUGGUGAUGGAGAGCAUUAUGUGUCGCGCCUGGACCACAUGAAGGCGGCCAUUCAGGGCUGCCUUGCUGAUCUGUUGACUGAAACCUUGCGGAAGAUUGUGCGUGAGGACUUUGUCGCGUCCUCCGUCGCCAUCAAGCUCAUCACACACACUUGUUUGCAGGCAUACCGCUUCGGGCAUCCCUUGUGCACUGACAUUGGCAUGAGCUUUGAAACGCAGCGUCUUGGCUGCAUUUCAAACGACGUCUUUACCACAUUCCAGUUUGGAGCCAUUCUUCCGUCCCAGGCUGCUCAGCUCCCUGUCCCGUGUAUGCCGCCCGCAGCCGAUCAACGGCUGCCAUUUCAACUGCAAGUCGAGUACACGACGCCUUUUGGGGCGCGAAUGCUGCGUGUGCUUACUGUUGAGCGCGAACAAACAAGUCAUGCAGAGGAGGCGUUUCAGGCUGCUGAUCCGGAGCUGUUGUGCUUGCACGCAGCACACACCACCAGCACACUCAUGCAACAGAGCGCGAGAGCUGCGAGUCGUAUGCGUGGUGGAUACGACAACUUGGUGGAGCAGAUUCGCCAAGCGCAGCAGCGCCCCGCCGGAUAUGAGAACGUGCAGUUGGCGUUUGACACCAUCUACGACAAUGUCAACGUCUUGCAACAAGGGCCCAACGACGAGGCUGCAGAUCGGAUGUUCCGUUUGCGGCGAAUGGGGUCCGUUGCUCGCGGCCGGGGAGGACCGCAGCCCGUGUACCAACUCGCUACGGACACGAGCACUUGCACAGGCACGCACGCACCGCAGCUGCACCACGACGACGUUUACGCUGUCGCCCUCAACAAGUCCUCAGAUGCACAACCACACUCAUAAACGGCGCAACUAUCAACGGCAGCCCCAGCAUCCCUCGCUUGGCCAUGCUGUUUUGCUUGGUUGCUUGCUUGGCCCUUUUUCAUUCGUCUUUUCGUGCCCUGUCGAUGCAUGCAUGCACAUACACCUGACGCAGUCAUCCAUCGCCUGCGUACAAUUUCGAGAAAUUGGCACCAGCUUGGGCGAGUUGUCUGUUUCCCGUGCACAUGAGUGGGCUGGUUGUUUAUACAUAUCGUGGACCUAAACACGAGAAACGAACACGAGAACGAAAAUACACACGACCAAGCG